UACGUCUUGUUGACAUAAAAGUGGAUUUGUUUAGGUUUUGUUAAUAUGUUACAGACUGUUAAAAAUAUUGCUAAAUUAAGUAUACAAUAUGCUUGUGUAACACAUUGCAUCUUCGAAUAUAUUGCAGAUUUUGUUGUGUGUUCUGGUCCUUCAAUGCAACCAACAUUAUUUACAAAUAACAUUUUAUUUACUGAAAGGAUUACUUUGAAUUAUAGUGUACCAAAACGUGGUGAUAUUAUAAUUGCAGUAUCUCCAACUAAUGCUGAUCAGUAUAUAUGUAAACGUGUAAUUGGUGUUCCUGGGGAUAAAAUUAUAAAAAAAGCGACUUCAAAUGAAGAAUAUAAAAUAGAAAAAAACACAAAUGAAUAUGUACCUCGUGGACAUAUAUGGAUAGAAGGAGAUAAUCGUGAAAAUAGCUCAGACUCUCGAAGCUAUGGUCCAAUACCAUUAGGUUUAGUUAAGAGCCGAGUAUUAUUAAGGCUAUGGCCAUUAAAUGAAAUGAAAUUAUUGUAAAUAAAUUAAAUUUGUAUUAGUAAAGAA
Molecule: messenger RNA, 540 nt
Organism: Teleopsis dalmanni
Lineage: Eukaryota; Metazoa; Arthropoda; Insecta; Diptera; Diopsidae
Product: mitochondrial inner membrane protease subunit 1
Exons: 2
Coding region: 46-513 (155 amino acids)
Cellular component (GO): mitochondrial inner membrane peptidase complex; membrane
Molecular function (GO): serine-type endopeptidase activity
Source: RefSeq, a predicted model, not a curated record